CCUAGGGGGUUUCGGGCUUUAAGCAAUUCUACGAGAACAACUAUUUGAAACUCCCCUACGUAACUUACAUACCAGUGUAUGAUUUCACUGCUAUGAGCACAUACUGGGUAAAUAUUGAGUAACAGUGGGUCAUGUGUUUAGAGAAAAAGAACAUUUGGUCAUUAUUUUGUUCAAACCUACUAACUACUCAAAUAUAGCUUCCUGAUAACUAGCCAAGUAGCUAAUUAACGUUAGCUUAAGUGAACUCUUGAGUUGGUGAACUCCUUCAGCUCUCCACCAGACUCAAGCGCACAGAGCACGACUUUAAAUACAGCGGACUUUCAGUUUCACUCGCGGGAUAACUGCACCUCGUUGUGUUUCUCUCACACGGUGUGUAUUUGUGUUGGUUGUGAGGACUGGACUGUAGUAAUGUGUUGACUCAAACAGUUUGAACUGGUCUUCGAAGAACCCGCGGUCCGAAGGUCGAGGCUCCACUACAGCUCACCCUGGGGCAGAUAAGGUAUUAUCGGGUCACACUAUGCACCCGGGCUGUAAACAACACCGACAUGAGCUGACCAUGGAGGACGUGGGACUGAACUGAGGAAUACUUGAACAACAAACAACCUCUUUUUGCAAUGGGUAGUCAGAGGAACGGUUUCAAGAAGGAAAGCUUCAUUCUGUCGGUGGACGUCGGUACAACAUCUAUCAGGUGUCACGUCUAUGACAAGGAGGCAAAAAUACGAGGAUCAUGCAUAGCCAAGGUUGUUCCCUUGUAUCCAGAGGUAGGACAUGUGGAGAUGGACCCAGAUGCACUAUGGACAGGGUUUAUCACUGUGGUCAAGGGAGCUGUGCAAGAUGCAGGAAUACAAAUGCGUCAGAUAGAGGCUCUUGGCAUCUCCACUCAACGAGGCACCUUCACAACAUGGGACAGGACAACUGGGGUUCCUUUCCAUAACUUCAUCAGCUGGCAGGAUCAGAGGGCUGCAGACCUGGUGAAGUCCUGGAACAGAUCCUGCACAAUGAAAGCAAUCCAUGGCGUGAUGAAGGUGGUCUACUUCCUGACCAGACAGAAGCGGUCGCUUGCAGCAAGUCUUAUUGUCUUCUCCACUCAACAUGUCACCUUCCGCCUUGUCUGGGUCCUAACACACUACAAGCAGGUUCUUCAAGCAGCAGCUGAAGAUAACUGCUGCUUUGGGACAAUAGACACCUGGCUCCUGUUCAAACUCACAAAAGGACGCGUCCAUGCCACAGACUACUCUAAUGCCAGUGCAACAGGAAUUUUCGACUCCUAUCAGAUGUGUUGGAGUGGAUUGCUCUGCUCUCUUGUGUCUCUGCCUCAUUCCAUUUUCCCCAAAGUAGAAAAUACAGGCCAUGACUUUGGUUCAACAGACACGUCCAUCUUCGGAGUGCCUAUUCCCAUUAUGUCAGUGAUGGCGGACCAGCAGGCAGCCAUGUUUGGAGAGUGCUGCUUUGACGUUGGUGAUGUCAAGAUCACCAUGGGAACGGGCACCUUCAUGGACAUCAACACCGGGAACAAGCCACAUACAUCCGUAGCAGGUCUGUAUCCUCUGGUGGGGUGGAAGAUUGGCUCAGAGGUGGUGUAUCUGGCAGAGGGCAAUGCCGCAGACACAGGCACUGCCAUCAAAUGGGCACAGGAGCUCGAGCUCUUCUCUGACGUGCAGGAGACCACUGCCAUGGCUUACAGUGUCAGUGACUCAGACGGAGUGUGUUUUGUCCCUUCCUUCAGUGGCCUGCAGGCUCCUCUGAAUGAUCCCAAAGCCUGUGCUUCUUUCAUGGGCCUCAAACCUUCCACCACGAAGAGCCACCUGGUACGAGCCAUUCUAGAGUCUGUUGCCUUCAGAAACAAGCAGCUAUAUGACACAAUGCUGAGAGAAACUCACAUUCCCAUCACAAAGAUCAGGGUGGAUGGUGGUGUUUCCUCCAAUGACUUCGUCAUGCAGCUGACUGCAGACCUGUUUGGCAGAAAGGUAGCCAGACCCCAGCACCAUGAAAUGUCCUGUUUAGGGGCUGCUUUUGUCGCUGGACUUGGAAUCGGCUUCUGGAGGAGCAGGGACGAGCUGAAGAAGCUGCAGAGCACCGACGAGGUGUUCUUGCCCCGAGGAGUACCCAGGGAGGGCGUUUACAGCCCAAGUGGGGAUUACAUCCCCGUCCUCCAGAGCUGGGAGAGAGCUCUUCGUCGCUCCAUGAAUUGGUACAACAAGCCUUGACACUGGAUGCACACACAGGGAGAUGAAAUGGGAAGAUGGAGACAUGAGUUUUAGGUAUAAGUGAAAGUAGACUCUUUUUAAACAACAUGACUGUUUUGUGUCUCUUGGAGGGGUCCGGUAAAGGUCUGAGCCAAGCCGUAGUGCCAGCAGCCACGUUUACCACCUGCACAGAUUUGAAUUGUUAUCCACAUACAGUAGUUUCUUCACCUUUUACUUGAUUUCUUUGUGACGUUGCGGCCUUAUCAGGUUUAUCCUUCAUUCAUUCCAGAUCUCAAGCCACUGGUGCCUCUUCAUAUUACAUUGUUUUAUUCUGAUGGAAUCACAUUUGUACAUUUUCCCACAUGGGGGCACUAAUGACUGCCUUUACAGCUUGUUCAUUUAGGAACUUGCCAUAGCAACCACAUGACAUGUUAGUAAGGAGCCACAGAUUUAAAAAACAAAAAAAAAAAAAAACACUGAUUCUUCUGUUCAUGACGCCUCGAGAUUUAAAGCGUUCUUACAGGGGCUAGAAUUUAAAAAUUGUUACAGACAUUCAACAAACACAGUUUACUAUUUGCCAAUACUUGACGUUGCUGUUUCCUCGUGAUUUAACAAUAUUUUAACUUUGUUAUUUCAACCUUUGUGCAAAGGUGCAAUCAAACAUGUAACAAAAUAUAAAAUAUAAAUGUCUAAAAUAUAAAAUAUAAAUGUCUAAAAUAUAAAAAGUUAAACAAGGUAAACAGCUGACAGUAUAUAGUACAGAUUUCUGGUCCACAUCCAUGUGACAGACGUAGUCCCUCUUUAACACCUUCUCCUGUUCGGAUUACCCCGUUCUGCUUAACCCCCUUUUUUGCGUUGUUUUCAUGCACAUUUCCUGCCUGAAUGCGUGCCAUGCAGUAACUUAAAUGUGAUGAUAAUUUUGUUAAAUGUGACUGGAACAAAAUCUGAAUGUAUAUGUUUUGCUCUGCACAUGGGAAUCGUACUGGAUUUUAGUAUUUCAGCACCUCGUUGUCAGUAAUGGUUCUCUGCUUCUUUGAUACAACGCACAUCUCAAGUGGCAAUGAAUUAGAAAAUAAUGGGGGGGCAAUAAAAGUUGGUGGUGAGAGAGAUGUUUAGAGGUAUAUGUGGCAUUGUAACAGCUGUUGUAGAUUUUUAUGUCAGCUCCCACAUAGAUCUCCAACACAGACUAGGACCUGCAUGCUCACGUUGAUCAGGGAUAUAAAUAUGAAUUAGGACGUAUAUAAAUAUGUACUGAGUCUUAUUCCAUGCCAAUCCAUGUUGUGUAGCCAUUAUUUCAGUUUAUUAGUUUGUGUUUAUUGUUGAAUUGUUCCAUGGGGGACAGCUAUGUUGUCAUAUGAUAAUGUUCUGACUUAAGUCUUUUAUUUGACCUGAUGAACUCUGAUGACAAAGUUACAAAUACUAAUCAUGUUAUGAUUAAAAAAUGCUCACAAAUAACAAUGAAAAUGUAAAGUGUGCAUCUCAUUCUGGAUGUGCUGCACUUGCUGGGUAUUGUUAAAUGUUUUUGCCAAUUGCUUAUACUGUAAUAUCAUUCUUUCUACUUCUACUAAAACAUUUGUUAUGCAAAGUGAACACUAUGUGUAAAGCAGAAAUUAACACCUCAAGAAAUGACUUUCCAUUUCUAACACUUACGUACUUCAUUCAGUUUUUGAAUGGCAAAUGUCCUCCCGAGCUGCUAGGAAUUAACAGAUAGUAUGUUUGUGUAAUUAUACAUUCUGUUACCAAAUUGCAUUGAAAUAUCAAAUACUUUGUGUGAUGCAAAAGGGUUAGUAUUAAAAGCAUGAAUGAUC
Molecule: messenger RNA, 3994 nt
Organism: Morone saxatilis (striped sea-bass)
Lineage: Eukaryota; Metazoa; Chordata; Actinopteri; Moronidae
Gene: gk5
Product: glycerol kinase 5
Exons: 16
Coding region: 615-2207 (530 amino acids)
Biological process (GO): triglyceride metabolic process; glycerol metabolic process; glycerol-3-phosphate biosynthetic process
Cellular component (GO): mitochondrion
Molecular function (GO): glycerol kinase activity
Source: RefSeq, a predicted model, not a curated record